UACUAAAUUUAUCUGGAGGGGCGGGCUAUCGAAGUGUAACAAGACAAUUACAAUAUUAAUCUAGAGGGGCCGGAAAUGAAAGGGCGUUUUAGCAUAUAGCCCUGGGAAAUACUGAUCUUAGCGCCUCUGCCUGACUUUCUCUUUUGCAGCCGACUCCUGGCCUCUGCACCUCCCCCCGAGCCCGGGUCCGGCACUUCCGGUGAGCCUCCCUGGGCGUCGGAGCCGGAGCGACUGGAGAGGCUGAGGGGCGCUGGUGGACGGACUCCCGCCGUAGCAUUCCCCGGACGGCGCGGCAUCUGCGGAAGUGACCCACCAUGUUCUCUUUCAACAUGUUUGACCACCCCAUACCCCGGGUCUUCCAGAACCGCUUCUCCACACAGUAUCGCUGCUUCUCCGUGUCCAUGUUAGCAGGGCCUAAUGACAGGUCAGAUGUGGAGAAAGGAGGGAAGAUAAUUAUGCCGCCCUCAGCCCUCGAUCAACUCAGCCGCCUUAACAUUACCUACCCCAUGCUGUUCAAACUGACCAACAAGAACUCAGACCGCAUGACCCACUGCGGUGUGCUGGAAUUUGUUGCUGACGAAGGAAUCUGCUACCUCCCACACUGGAUGAUGCAGAAUUUGCUGUUGGAAGAAGGAGGCCUGGUUCAGGUGGAGAGUGUCAACCUUCAAGUGGCCACGUACUCUAAAUUCCAGCCUCAGAGCCCUGACUUCCUGGAUAUAACCAACCCCAAAGCAGUAUUAGAAAAUGCACUGAGAAACUUUGCCUGUCUGACCACCGGGGAUGUGAUUGCGAUCAACUAUAAUGAGAAGAUCUAUGAACUGCGGGUGAUGGAGACCAAGCCAGACAAGGCCGUGUCCAUCAUUGAGUGUGACAUGAAUGUGGACUUUGAUGCUCCACUGGGCUACAAAGAACCUGAAAGACAAGUCCAGCAUGAGGAGUCAACCGAAGGUGAAGCUGACCAUAGUGGCUAUGCAGGAGAGCUUGGCUUCCGUGCCUUCUCUGGCUCCGGGAACAGAUUAGAUGGGAAGAAGAAAGGUGUGGAGCCCAGCCCCUCCCCAAUCAAGCCUGGAGACAUUAAAAGAGGAAUUCCCAAUUAUGAAUUUAAACUUGGUAAGAUCACUUUCAUCAGAAAUUCACGACCACUGGUCAAAAAGGUUGAAGAGGAUGAAGCUGGAGGCAGAUUUGUCGCUUUCUCUGGAGAAGGACAAUCCUUGCGUAAAAAGGGAAGAAAGCCAUAAAUUGCAAUAGUUGGCUGAUAGGCAAAUAAAAGAAUCAAUUGCAACA
Molecule: messenger RNA, 1284 nt
Organism: Talpa occidentalis (Iberian mole)
Lineage: Eukaryota; Metazoa; Chordata; Mammalia; Eulipotyphla; Talpidae
Gene: UFD1
Product: ubiquitin recognition factor in ER associated degradation 1
Exons: 12
Coding region: 315-1238 (307 amino acids)
Cellular component (GO): VCP-NPL4-UFD1 AAA ATPase complex
Molecular function (GO): polyubiquitin modification-dependent protein binding
Source: RefSeq, a predicted model, not a curated record